Acanthamoeba castellanii str. Neff is the source of this 840-nucleotide messenger RNA. RefSeq lists its product as uncharacterized. NCBI's taxonomy places the organism in Eukaryota, Discosea, Longamoebia, Acanthamoebidae. The record is from RefSeq and is a predicted model, not a curated record. The transcript has a single exon. The coding region runs from base 1 to 840 and encodes 279 amino acids.
AUGAAGGCAACGGAGGUGGUCGGCAGCAGGAAGGCCAGGGACGAUGAGGUCCACGCGCUGAUGUGCCGGUUGUGGCCGGACGACGAAGAGCGGCUGCAGGCUGCCGUGAGGCUCGCAGACCGGUUUCUGGCGAGCCUGCGCGCGUGCGUGGAGGCGACGACGACACAGGUGGUAUCGAGCGACGUCGUCCACGCGAAGACUGAGCAGAAGAAGCAGGACAAGGUUGUGGUGGAAGGAGGCGUCAAGGAGUACAGCGAUGGCGAGCUCACCGAACUGGCAAGUGAUGACAACUCGAGCGGUGACGAAGAGGUCAAUGAGGAAGCGGAGGAAGAAACCAGGGGAAAGAAACGUAGAAGACACAAUAACGACGAAAGGGGCGGUUCGACGAAGGUGGCUACGGGCGCUCGGCACCCCUUCAAACGGGAUAAGUGCUACUCCAAGGUGGAUGACUUCGACCUGGAGACGGCGACCAAGGUGGAGCUGAAAGUGCUGCACGACUCGAUGAACAAGAGUCACAACCACACCCAGCUGCUGCACCAGAGCCUGGAGGAGGGCCGCGAGUACUCGCUGGGCCUGCGCGCCCUGCCUCGCCGCAAGGACAAGGAUCGCAAGUCGCACCCGGCCACCGUGGCCCGUAUCAAGAAGAGGCUGUGGGAGGACCUGGGCCACUUCCCCCAGCUGGCCUGCUGCGUGGUGGGCCUGUUCCGCUUCUCCCACCAGGACUCGACCAAGCUGGUGCGCCAGGCCAUCGAUGCCGACCCCAAGGAGAAGGCCUUCUGGUCGCGUCCCCUCACCCCCGCCCAGCUCAGCCUGUUGGGCAAGAAGCCAACCACACAAUGA